UUCGUGCUUGGGUUCGGGUCCGGGUCGGGCUUGACGGGCACGGGAAGUGGGACUUCCUUGGGGGUACGGCGGCUGCAGCCGGAUCGCACUGCACGCCAUGUCCAGGAAGAAGACCCCUAAGAGCAAGGGGGGCAGCGUGCCUGCUGCCUCCUCCGCGCUGCCCGCCACCAAAGGGCCCCGGUCGGCGCGCCCUGGCCCGGAGGCGCCGCCCAACAGGCCCCCGCAGUCCGGCCGGCCUUCGCUGGGCAGCGGCGGUGACUUCUACGAGGUUGCUUUUAAGGUCAUGCUGGUGGGGGACUCUGGUGUGGGGAAGACCUGCCUGCUGGUACGCUUCAAGGAUGGGGCUUUCUUGGCUGGCACCUUCAUCUCCACUGUGGGCAUCGACUUUAGGAAUAAAGUUCUGGAUGUGGAUGGCAUGAAGGUCAAGUUGCAGAUCUGGGACACUGCCGGUCAGGAGCGGUUCCGCAGCGUCACCCACGCCUACUACCGGGACGCUCAUGCACUGCUGCUACUCUACGAUGUCACCAACAAGGCCUCCUUUGACAACAUCCAGGCCUGGUUAACAGAGAUCCAGGAGUACGCUAACAGGGAUGUGGUGCUUAUGCUCUUGGGGAACAAGGUGGAUUCUACCCAAGAACGUGUGGUGAAGAGGGAGGAUGGGGAGAAACUAGCUAAGGAGUAUGGGCUGCCUUUCAUGGAGACCAGUGCUAAGACGGGCCUCAACGUGGACUUGGCCUUCACAGCCAUAGCCAAGGAGUUGAAACAUCGCUCCGUGAAGGCUCCCAGUGAGUCCCGCUUCCGGCUGCACGACUAUGUCCGGAGGGAAGGUCGAGGGGCGUCCUGCUGCCGAACCUGAUCUGACUUGACCUGUCUCACAAUGGAGGAAACAGCCCAGCCCAGGAAGGCUGCUAAAGGCGUCUAUAGGCCCUUUUUGACUUCGCCCACCCAGGCUAUCUGUUUCCAGCUCUCUUGGGCCAAGUUUCACCCCUUUCGUUCCAGUGGCUAUCUCAGUCCUCUGCCCCCACAACAAGCAGGUCACAAAACCAUCCUGGAAAGAUCAAAGGUCUUGGGCCCGGACCUCAGAAGUGCACAAACCGUCAUACAGCACUUUGCUGCCCCCUUCUGGGCGCUCCCAGCUCAGCAGGGAACAGGCCAGCACUCGAUACAAUGCCUAACCCCCCAUUAAAGCCACGUGCUCAGCCCAUUGCUCAAGCAAGACCCCUACACCCAGGACCGAGGGCUUUAUUGCUGGUCACAUCGUGGAUAACAGCCAUUGGCUCUCAGCCCACGCAACAGGAGGCUGUGAUAUAGGAAAUAGCAUGUGUGAAACCAGAUUAAGUAAGGAAAUCCAUGGUUGCCAAGUUCCCUCCAUCUUGUACUAAAGUCACCAAACCACUUGAUUGCAGUCUGUUCAGUCCCAGUGAAUAAAGAUGUGUUUUCUGGAA
Jaculus jaculus (lesser Egyptian jerboa) is the source of this 1445-nucleotide messenger RNA. RefSeq names its product RAB26, member RAS oncogene family (gene Rab26). The record is from RefSeq and is a predicted model, not a curated record. The transcript has 9 exons. Lineage: Eukaryota; Metazoa; Chordata; Mammalia; Rodentia; Dipodidae. The coding region runs from base 98 to 856 and encodes 252 amino acids. Gene Ontology annotation, cellular component: endosome; Golgi apparatus. Gene Ontology annotation, molecular function: GTPase activity; GTP binding.